AUGCUGAGAAUCAGAAAUACUCCAGGAAAUACUCCAAGUCUUGUUUCUGUUCCCAGGAUUACCAGUGGAGGGUUUCCGAGCAAGGAUCCAAUCACACCAGCUUUGAAGACACAAGUCCCAGGAAUGAGUGAAGAUGUUCAUCUCCGUCAUGGAACCUGUGACUUACAGGAGCUGAUUCUUUACUCACUGACCUUCAUCACAGCUGUGGUUGGAAUGGCAGGAAAUGCAGCUGUGAUCUGGCUCCUGGGCUUCCAGAUGCGCAGAAAUCCCAUCUCGGUCUACAUCUUAAAUCUGGCCGCCGCCGACUUCCUCUUCCUCUGCUUCAACAUUUUUAAUUCCAUACAAGAAAUCACAAGCCUUUUACCUUAUAUCCACAGCUAUCUCUUUAAUUUCUUCUUCUCUGGAUUCUUCUGCUCUUAUACUGCAAGCCUGAGCAUUCUCAGUGCGAUUAGCCUGGAGCGCUGCCUGUCUGUAGUGUGUCCUAUCUGGUACCGCUGCCGCCGCCCAAGACACACAUCGACGUUUGUGUGUAUGCUUAUCUGGGGACUGUCCCUGCUGCUGACCAUUUUAAGAAGUCAUCACUGUAUCAUCACGACCAGUCCUCAUCAUGUUAAUUGGUGUCUAAGAAUGCACUAUUUCAGUGCUGGGUAUCUGAUGCUCUUAUUUGUGAUUCUCUCAGGGUCCAGCCUGGCUCUGAUAGUUAAGAUGUUCUGUGGCUCUCGACGGAUGCCCAUGACCAGAUUGUACGUCACCCUCCUGCUCACAGUGCUGGUUUUCAUCUUCUGUGGCCUGCCCUAUGGAAUCCGCUACUUUCUAACGACCUGGUUUUAUAUUAAUGUCCGAGAUCACCCCUGCUUUUUUCUGUUUUUGUUUUUCCUCUCCUGUGUAAACAGCUGUGCCAACCCCAUCGUUUACUUCUUUGUUGGCUCCUUCAGACAUCGGCAGCGAAAGACUCUGAAGUGGUUCCUCCAGAGGGCUCUUCAGGACACUACUGAAGAGGAUGAAUGUGGAGGCAAUACUUCUCGGGGCCCCCUGGGGAUGUCAGGAAACAAGGAAGCAGAGCAGAGCAAUGAUUAA
This is a messenger RNA of Dipodomys ordii (Ord's kangaroo rat), 1077 nucleotides long. RefSeq names its product mas-related G-protein coupled receptor member X2-like. Gene Ontology annotation, cellular component: membrane. Gene Ontology annotation, molecular function: G protein-coupled receptor activity. Lineage: Eukaryota; Metazoa; Chordata; Mammalia; Rodentia; Heteromyidae. Gene Ontology annotation, biological process: G protein-coupled receptor signaling pathway. The record is from RefSeq and is a predicted model, not a curated record. The coding region runs from base 1 to 1077 and encodes 358 amino acids. The transcript has a single exon.